Messenger RNA from Anolis sagrei ordinatus, 6204 nucleotides. RefSeq names its product PAS domain containing serine/threonine kinase (gene PASK). Gene Ontology annotation, biological process: intracellular signal transduction; regulation of DNA-templated transcription; protein phosphorylation. Gene Ontology annotation, cellular component: cytosol; cytoplasm; nucleus. Lineage: Eukaryota; Metazoa; Chordata; Lepidosauria; Squamata; Anolidae. Gene Ontology annotation, molecular function: ATP binding; protein serine/threonine kinase activity. The record is from RefSeq and is a predicted model, not a curated record.
CGUGUUCCGCCUUCGGACAGACCUCGAGUCUCCAAGCUUUCGCCUCGGGGGAAGUUUAGCUGAGCGGCCGAGAAAGGGCUGGAGCCUCUUGCUAGCACCAGGGGUACAUGGAAGGAAGAGCAAGGCAGCCUCCGAGCAUGUGCAGAGUGUAUUCCCCUCUGGGAUAGAGAUGCUAGAUUUUUUAGGGGAAAGCAGCGCCCGGAUGCAGAUGUGAGCAUGUCAUCCAAGGAGGGCCCCUCUUUGAAGGAGGCCUCUUUGGGGUCUUCGGUAACCCUAAGCCUUCCUGGGGUCUGCGAAGAGCUGAGCAAGACCUUUCCAUGGACCAACAAGAAAAGGAAAAGUGGCCUCUCCAAGCUUUGCAAGAAGAAAACAUCUUUGUCAGAAAAUGGAUGGAAUUCCUAUUGCUUGUCUUCCUUGGCGGCCCGGAAUAUCUGUACCAGCAAACUUCACAGCUCUUGGACCCAGUUGAAAUCCACUUCUCUCUCUUGUUCGAUAUGCAAUGCCUCUUCCUGUUCCCUCUUAAACGUCCUGGCCUUGGGAGAAUCUACUCAGGCCCUGCCAACGUCUAUUCGUAAUCCAAACAAAGCCAUCUUUACUGUGGAUGUCAGAACAACUGAGAUUCUAGUUGCAAAUGACAAAGCUUGCAAGCUUCUUGGUUAUAGUACCCAGGAAGUGAUUGGCAAGAAAUUAUCUCAGAUGAUUUCAAAAUCCAGUUGGGAUAUUAUGGAAGCACUAAAGGAAGAUCGUACUGAUGCUGAAGAACAUGAACACGUUUUUCCUGGAAUAGUGGCAGAUGUUAUUUCCUGUAGCAAUGAGAAGAUCCCAGUCUCUGUUUGGACCAGAAGAAUUAAAACACAUCAAAAUAAAUACUGUGUGGUUGUUCUGGAGCCGGUGGAAAGACUCUCUGCCACUGUUUUUUUCACAAGCAAUGGAGAGAUUGUUUCCUGCGACCUGCUUUUUGCUCAGCUUCAUGGUUAUGCCGCCUCGGAAGAUGUGAUUGGUCAUUACAUAACAGACCUGAUUCCUUCUAUUCAAAUCCCUACUCCUGGCAAAAAAAUACCCCAGAAUAUCAAGAUUCAAAGAUCUGUUGGCCGAGCGAGGGAAGGGACAACAUUCCCGCUCAGCCUAAAGCUGAAAGUGAACUUGCCUGAUCAAGAAAGUAUCCCACUACUAGAUAACAAUGAGCCCGAAGUUGAGGCUGACAUUUCAGAAGACCACACAGCAUCCUUCCCCAUGAAUUGUUCUUUCUGUGCCACCAUCUGGGUGUUUACAACCAUCAAUGGAUUGAUAACUGUUCAAGCCGACGGUACAAUUUAUGGAAUCAGCAACACAUUUUCUCUAAUGCUGUUUGGUUAUGAGAAAAAAGAGCUACUAGGACAGAACAUCACAUUUUUGAUUCCUGGUUUUUACAAGUAUAUGGACAAAGCUGGGAACUCCUCUCUGCAGCUCCAGAGGUCUAGAGGAAGUUCUGAUGCAGAAAAUGAGAGCAAAUUAAAAAAACCCCGGGUGGAUGGCUGUAGUACAGUGGAAAUUAAUGAAGGAAUCGCUCCGUACACUACUGGGGAUAUGUCUUCGUUGGGCCUGCAAGAACAGGAAUUAACUGGGAGCGAUGGAGCACAGUUCCAUAAUGGGAAUGGUACCCAGCAGAGAAAUGGUGGCAGUUUGCUUACUUUUUUGUCACCUCCACCACAAGCAUCCACGCCAGUUAAUGGUAGAGAUUCCACAGUUAGCAUGAAUGUAUCUGCUGCUGAUCAGGUUCUGCCUUCUGAGAGACUAUCUGAAGACUGCACCGAUCAUCAGGCAAGAAAGCCAGCUAACACCCAACAAUGCGAAAUCUCUUCUUUAAAUAAGUCUCAAUGUGAACUCUGUCUGUUAGAAAGUAGAACUGAGCAACAAGAAAAGGAUCUUGUCAGGAAAAGUUGUGGCCUGCUUCAGGGAGAAGAAGAAGGUGAUGCUAUAGAUACCCACAGUUUUCGUUUUCCACAUGAAAGGAUGGAAUCUGUCCCAGUAAUAAAAAGUGAUGGAGCAGAGUUCCAGAAAAGGGAAGAAAUACUGCAGGAUGUUGAAUUUAACCCACCUUCACUUGUGUUGCCACAGGCAGAGGUGUCUACAUCAGUGAACAGGGAAGAUACAGCAGGUAGCCAUGUGCUAGAUCCUGAUGAACUUUUUCCUUCUGAGAAUCUACAAGAUGGACACUUCACCAAGACUGCAAAACCUCUAAGUUCUCAGGAAAAUGAAGCUUGUUUCUCACAACAAUUGCAUAUGGAGCCAAAUGUGUUAGAAGAUGAAACUAAAGUGCAGGAGAGGGUUCUCUCCAGGAACAGAUCUGACUUGCUUCAGAAAGAAGGAGAAGAUGGUCUUUCUGAUAAACAUGCUUCUGGUUUGCUACCUGAAACCUUGAACUGCCAAUAUACCCCUACAUCUAAUCGGAGAAGUGGUUCUCUUCUGGAUGAUGAGACUUCAGCCAGUCAUAUGCUAGAUGACUUUAGACAUGAGACAAGUGUGCCUUGUGAUGCUGUUCAUGUAUCAUUUGGCACUCCAACUCUGGAUGAGCCAAUGUACAAUGCAGUGUGUUGUCUCCAGGAAACCCGUGGGCCUUUGGAACGUAGGGAAAGAAAUGGGGGCCUUGGAAGUGUUCCAUUAGAAAGUGACUUGCCAGCCUUUUUGUCUGAGAAAAGGAGCAUCAGCUCUCCUCUUUCUGUAGGACUGUUAUCUCCUUGUGAUGACCUUGCAGUUGCAGAGGGAAAGACCACUGAUGUGACAGACUCUCUUUGCUGCGACAUGAAGGAUUUGGCUGUCGGUAGUGGAGAAGCAUGUUCAGAUGCACCUGAACUGACACAACUCUCGUUAAAUGAGGAAGAUCAUGGUCAGUCCCUGGACCGGAUGAAUAAUACUUCUGCAAGCAAUCAAAUAGAGCUCCUCUUGAAAGGUGAUUCUCCAACUUGCUGUCGGAGAAACUUGGUCGCUAGUAAACAUUCAGGCCUCUCUAGUUUAGAUGUCUCUAGAAACUGUUCAUCAGGGUCUGGAGAGAGCACGGCCCCCCACCUAGAAAUGCAUUCUCUAGGCAAUGAGGAACGGUCCCAAGAAGAAUUUAUGGCAUUAAAACAAGUAACAUCUACUCCGGUGAAAGCGCUAUCUCCAGGAAUCAGUUUGAACAACGAGAUCCAGGAAGGAAGCUAUGCAGGCAACUGCUACCACAGAGAUGGUUCCAAGCUCAGUAUACUUUUUGAAGUAAAGCGUGUAGAAUUACAAGACCCUGCUGCUCUCUUUUGUGUUUGGGUUAUGAGAGACCAUUUCCAGAGUCAGAAAGAAGCAGCCGCAAAGACUCAUUUACUUCUUUCCAGAUUGGCCAGUUCCUCUCAAACUCUUGUAGAUGUCUCUGCUGUCAACUUGGCAGAACUGAUAAAAACAACACCUUUGUUUGAGAAUUCACGACGAGUUGAAGAACUGGAAAAACUGAAGGCUUGUGAGGGAGAAUAUGGAAAAAAGUAUGAUACACUUGGACUCAUUGGCAAAGGAGCCUUUGGAUUUGUUUGGACAGCCAAAUGUAGAAAAGAUCAAAAAGAGGUUGUAGUGAAGUUCAUAUGGAAAGAGAGAGUAUUGGAUUAUUGCUGGGUAGAGGACCCUGAAUUGGGGACAAUCACACAGGAGAUUUUAAUUUUGAGAAAGCUUCAGCACCCCAAUAUUAUUAAGAUACUUGAUGUAUUUGAGAACCGACAAUUCUUCCAGUUGGUGAUGGAGAAGCAUGGGUCCGGCCUGGAUCUCUUCACGUUCAUUGAUAACCAACCUGAUCUGGAUGAACCUUUGGCAAGUUACAUAUUCAGACAGCUUGUGUCUGCAGUGAGCUAUCUACGUUGUCAGAACAUCCUUCACAGAGAUAUCAAGGAUGAGAACAUCAUAAUUGCCGAAGAUUUCACUAUCAAGCUGAUAGACUUUGGUUCAGCUGCUUACCUGGAGCCUGGCAAGCUGUUCUAUACCUUUUGCGGAACUAUUGAGUAUUGCUCACCAGAAGUGCUCUCAGGCAAUCCAUAUCUAGGACCGGAACUGGAGAUGUGGUCACUUGGUAUCACACUUUAUACCAUAAUUUUUGGAGAAAAUCCUUUUUGCGAGCUGGAAGAAACCAUGGAUCCUGUAUUAAGACCUCCUUACGGUGUGUCAGAUGGCCUGAUGGAUCUCCUGUCUGGACUCUUGCAGCCAUUUCCAGAGGAUCGCACAACGUUAGAAGUAGUAGUAAAGCAUCCUUGGGUGACACAAUAUGUGAACCUGGCCAACUACACAUGGGAAGAAGUAUUUGCCUCUGUCAAGUCAGAAGGCAGCCGUUUCAAAAUUUUCUCUACUGUCUGCAGUCAUGGUGGCAUCUGGGCAGCCCCGAGUAUAGAGAGCGAGCAAAGCUUUAAUGAUGAUCUCUAUAAUUUUGAACAGCCCAAUCCCCCGCCCACAAGAAUUGCCACUUCUUCAGAGCAAGAGCCGUCAACCUCCCUUCGGUGUCAGGACUGGAGAAGUCUGUGCUCUCAACAUCAUUUUGGUCUUCCUUAGCUGCUAAGGGAAAGUUGCCACAAGGAUAUGAAUUAUUUUGCUAUCUACAUGUUGUGAAUAAGUGGGAUCAUGCAAAUCUCUAUGCUCACUAUGAGUAGCUAUCACAUCUACAGGCUCUAGGAACCAACCAUGGAAUUAAAAAUCAAUGUAUGAGGUUUUUAAUGUGUAGAGACAAUACAAAUUAUCUCAUGACAUCUAGCAGAAUGGGUGCUGAUGUUGCUAGUGGAUAUAACAGGCAAUUACUUUCCUAUUCGUACAUUGCGAGUGUAUUCAUUGGGGCAGGCCCAUUCACUUUUAAUAAUAACUUGGUUGUCAUUACUGUUUACAACGGAAUCCUUUAUUGCCAAAGUGGCCUAGAUUACUCAACUUGUAGGAAUUACUUUUAAUUUUAGAUAUUUUGUAGAAACGCUACCUUUUAGUGCCUUUUUACUGGCAUACCAGACUAUCAUUUAUGUAUGGGGUCCAAUUGAGAUGGCUGAUAAUGUGAACUAACUACAUGGCAAAGGUACUCUAGAAAGAGUUUCUGAUGGCCCCAGAUUCUAACUUCAUUCUGUUGUAAGAUAUCAUCCAUUGUCAAAUCAUAUUCAUAGCCAAGAAGAUGGUCAACAUGAGCCAACAAUAAUUCCUUUCUUGAGUUUUUAGGACACUUAUAGUACUGAGGACUUUUUGGAGGUGAUAUCCAGCAGCUCAAUUCUUGCUUAUUAAGAGAAAAGAAAGGAUUUCUAAUGUUUUAUGUCACUAUUGUACUUUUAAGUGAAGUUUCCAUAUGUCUUCAGAGAACCCUAGUCAUACAAUUCUCAUUAAUUUUUUUAUUUCUUUUAAUUUUUUUUAAGAACCUAACCCAGUUGAGGGAAGCAGGCUUAGAAAUACUCCCCAAAUACUUUCAUAGUUUCUCUGGAAGCUAUGUGAAAUUUUGAAUUUUACGAUAGUAAUAGCUAUUUUUUAUAAAUGCUCAGACUACAUUUUAUACUUCACUUUUGAAUUUUUUUUGAAACAGCGUAUUAUUUUUUCCAAGUGAGUUGUACUGUAGCACAACACGAUAAUUUUUCAGUACUUCUGUUUAUGAAUAACAGGAAAUGUUCUGAAACAUGACUGUAUUUGCUGUUAAAGGUCUAGGCGUUUCAGCAAUAUAUCUUCAGAUUUUUUUUAUAGAAUAUAUUGAUUGUUAUUUUACUGGAAUCCAAUAUAAAAGCUUCAUGUCUUUCUUUUCUUGAAGGAAGAUAUGAAUCUGUAGUGAAGAAAAUAUUUGAAAGAGCCAUAUGAGCUCCUUUUCAAAACAGAUGGGAUGUAGACAAUAAUUUAAUUAAAAUCUGAUUAAUUUAAAAUAGGUUUCUCAGUGCCCUAGUUCCUCUGCUUAGGAGGAGUUGGAUUUUGGAGAAAUGUCUACUAAUUAUCAUAUUAUCCAAAAUCCUAAUGAGAUAUAUUCUAUGAAAUUACUGAAGAAAUUCCUGUUACUGGGUGCUGUUUUUUUUGGAGUGAAAUUAUCUUUAGUCAACUAAACUUUAACCUGAAUGCUCAGCCAUCUCGUGUGUCUGGAAUUUGUACUGUAGUCUGUAUUGUAAAACAUGGUAGCUUUUCUGAUUGCCAUGCUGUCUAUCCUAAUUGUCCCAAAGGGACACUAAAUGUUUGUAUCUUAACAUGUGUCCAUAAAUCUCAUCUUCCUGUCAA